CACAUCACAGCCUGCACUCAACUGUAAUACACAAGACAUUUAAUAAUGAAUCCAGCUGGUAGUGUGCAAACAGUCCUUGGAGCAACGAAUCUGUCCCUACUAUCCAGGACAUUAACUCACGAGCAUCUGGCGCUGGAUUUUGAUAAAUUUUACGUACCUCCGCCUGACAAACUCAAGAAUCAUUUUGCCAGUGGGAUUGAUAUCAGAAAUGUCGGGCUUGUAAGACAGUAUCCGUACAGUAGUCGAUACAAUGUUACAUUUAAUGAUGCUGAUACUCACGCGGCUAUUUUAGAAGAAGUUGAAUUAUUUAAAUUACAUGGCGGUGGUACGAUUGUAGAGAACACGAGUCAUGGAAUUAAACGGGACAUUCCUUUGAUGAUUAAAGUUAGCCAGCAAACUGGUGUUAAUAUUAUUGCUGGGACCGGUCACUAUGUUGAAGCCUGUCAAAAUAAUUUAAAAAAUGAAGAACAAAUGUACGAUUUAAUUUUAAAAGAAUUAACUGAAGGUUGUGAAGAAUAUCCGGGUGUUAAAGCUGGAUUUGUUGGUGAAGUUGGUAGUUCUUGGCCAAUAACUGAAUUUGAAAAAAAAGCAAUUCGCGCCACAGCCAAAGUCCAAAGACAGCUAAACUGCCCGGUGUCAUUUCAUCCCGGAAGAAAUUCCCAAGCGCCUUUUGAAAUAAUGAGAAUAUUUUCCGAAGCUGGUGGCGAUGCCAAGAAGGCUGUCAUGUCUCAUUUAGACAGAACGCUGGUGAAAAAAGACGAGCUCCUGGAAUUUGCAAAGCUGGGCUGCUAUACUCAAUUCGAUUUAUUUGGAACAGAAUGUUCUUACUAUCAACUUGAUGAGACCACGGACAUGCCCUCGGAUGCCCAGAGACUCGACCGGAUAAAUUGGAUAAAGCGAGACCGGGGCGUAGAUCAGAUUCUCAUGAGUCACGAUAUCCAUACCAAGCACCGGCUGGUUAAAUUCGGCGGACAUGGAUACUCUCACAUUCUUACAAAUGUCUUGCCACGUAUGCCAGCCAAAGGAUUUACUGCUCAAGAAAUAGAUGCCAUUACUAUUGAAAAUCCCAGGAGAUGGUUGUCUUAUUAAAUUCAAAUACAUUUACUCAGUCAUAAAUAAACUCAAUUGAUUGAUCUA
Messenger RNA from Microplitis demolitor, 1137 nucleotides. RefSeq names its product phosphotriesterase-related protein. Gene Ontology annotation, molecular function: zinc ion binding. NCBI's taxonomy places the organism in Eukaryota, Metazoa, Arthropoda, Insecta, Hymenoptera, Braconidae. The transcript is spliced from 6 exons. Bases 46 to 1089 code for a protein of 347 amino acids. Gene Ontology annotation, biological process: catabolic process. The record is from RefSeq and is a predicted model, not a curated record.